AUGUCCUUUGGCUUCAACGCUUCGAACAACGCCAUGAGUGGAAAUGUAAAUGCAGGGCCCGACCUGGAGACGAUCCAGACAGAGGCUCUCGGGUUCCUCUCCAUCGCCGGCGAUGCCAAGGUCCGCCUCACGUCUGCCUGGGACUCGCUUCCUGCCGCCACGUCCUCCCUCCUCAGCGUCGCCUCGAAACGAGGUCUGGUUGCUGCCGCCGGCCCUGACCAACUCGUAAUCGCCACAACCGAAUCGAUUCGGAAAGCGUUCGAAUCUCCCAAGGAUGGCGACUCGGACAUUCGCGCCUUUGAGCCUCAGCUCAAGAUCCCUAUGCCCAUGAGGGUCUCACAACUCGUCUUCACUUCCGACGAGAACCACCUGGUGCUCUCUGCAGAAUCCGGCGGUGGCCUUGCUGUGUACGAAGUCUCGAGUCUUCUCCAGGGCUCUUCGAAUUCCGCGUUUGAGCUCUCUACCAAUGGCGAGGCGCUGAGGUCGCUGGUGCCGAAUCCUACCGUUCCAGAACUUUGCGCCAUCGUCACAAAUGGCGGCAACCUCCACAUGGCCAAUCUUCAAGAACGGAAAAUAAGCAAUGCGCUCAAGUCUCAAGUUAGCUGUAUCAGCUGGAGCUCAAAGGGCAAGCAGCUCUGUGCUGGCUUGGCGGAUGGAACCAUUCACCAAAUGACGCCCGAGGGAGAGGGCAAAGCCGAUAUCCCCAAACCCCCCAACGUAGACAACUGCCAUGUUUCAUCGCUCACAUGGCUUGAGAAUAAUCUCUUCCUCGCUAUCCACUCAACCAACGACUCGCCCCCCUCUUCCAUCUAUCACAUCAUUACACGCCAGCCUCCUUCAUCCUUCACCUACCAGAAACUUACGGACCCGGUUGAGCCUUUUGGAUCAGACAAGACCCCUCACCACUCUAUACUAAGGCUCAGGGACUUCCCUCCCGACCUCCAGGACCUCCUCAUCGUCUCGUCUACAGCGUCAACCGAUAUCGGUUUGCUGACGCGAUCGAAAAAUGCGCUGGCAACCGACAAACCCGCCGAGUCCAUUACCGGCGUCUUCACGACCACCGAGUUGCUUGAUGACUCUAAGCGGCCAACUCUUCCUAUGACAGAUUCCAUGGAAGACUCUACGCCUAUCGGCAUCGCCCUGGAUUUGUCCAGUAAGGAUAAGGUAUAUAAGCCUAUACCAUCCGACGAAGAGCUUGAAGAGUCGCCUACUCCUCUACCAGGCUUCUGGGUCCUCACCCACGAAGGUGUGCUUUGCUCUUGGUGGAUCAUCUAUACCGACUCUAUCAAGAAGGGUACGGCUUAUCCCGGAUUGACGGCGGUUCAAGGAGAUGCGGCGUCUGCGCCGGCAGCAGCUGCGACUUCAGCAUCGCCCUUUUCCUCAGCAACCCCAGCAGCUCCUGCUUUUGGCUCGGCAGCACCGCUCGGCCAGAAGGCGUCUCCCUGGGGCUCGGGGGGCUCCGGCACUGCUGCUACACCCAGUGCGGGUGGAGGAGCGUUUGGAUCGAGUGCUUUCGGGUCAGCAUCCUCGGCCGGUGCAGCGUUCGGGAAGCCGAGCGCCAUUGGAUUCGGCCAGGCGGCGCCACUGGGUACUCGAGCCUCGCCUUGGGCCUCCGCUGGUGCGGCGACGGGGUCGACAUCGGCGGCCCAGCCCGCGUUUGGUCAGUCGGGCUUUGCAAGUUUCGCAAACAAGGCCCCUCAGAGUGCUUUUGCAACCGCAGCUCAGUCCUCCACCACGCCUGGCUCUUCUGGGGGCUUUGCUAGCUUUUCCACUCAAGGUGGAUUUGCCUCCCUUGCCGGUAGCAGCGGUAACACCGGAGGUAGCAUCUUCGGUAGCGGCGGCAAGCUAGCUGGUGCUGGGAGCGCUUUCGGAUCAGGCUCAACGGACACGGCUUUCCCGUCAAAGCCUUCAGGAAGCGUCGUUGGGUCUGCCCAGGAGAAGCCGUCCGGCAGCGUCUUCGGCUCUACUCCUUUCAAGCUAGAGAGCUCAUUCAAGCCUGAUCCAGCUCAGGCAGAAAAUGACACAUCAUCAGCACCUACUGGGUCGUCCAUGUUUGGAUCCGCCUUCGGAUCGGCUCUCAAUGAUGCAGGAGCCAAGGCUGCCGAUGACUCUGCGACGGCCAAAGACGAGGACAUGGACACCGGCGACACCCCCUCAGCAACUCUGGGAUCGGGCUUAAAGUUUGGUGCUGCCCCAACGACUGCUGGCGCAACCUCAAUCUUUGGUAAGAAAACAGAUGCUCCUAAGACCACCAGCGGCGGUUUGUUCGGGUCAGGGGGGGCCACCCCCAAGCCUGCGGGCUCUAGUCCCGCCGCCUCUUCCGGGCUCUUUGGUUCUGCUUCUAAACCCGACGACGAUUCCAAGACACCUGUAGCUAAAAGUGUCGAAACGUUCAGUGCACCUCUUCCUCCGGACGCGACCAGCAAGUCAUCGUACCAAAUUGGCGAGUCUCUGUUUGGCAGCGGAGCUGCCUCGAAACCGAGCACUCUUUUCUCUACUGCUGCCAAGGAUACGGCUGCACAGAGCAAGACAGCAGACUCAUCGUCAAAACCAAACCCCUUCCUCACAGCUUCCAAACCAUCCGAGGAGAAGCCGACAUCAAGUUAUGCCUCGAAAUCAAACAAGGCCGCCGCCCCCGCCAGCUUCGAGCUCCCUUCAUCUACAAACAAGGCCCAGCCGAAGGUACCCUCUCCUCCGGCGCCGGCUUCCGACGAAGAGGAAGAAAGCGACUUGAGCGACAAUGCCUCCGAGGGUAGCGGCGUAGACGUGGCCAAGGACCUCGGACUAGGAGCCCGUACGUCUCAGAGCUCCGCAGAAACCCCUCGACCACUGUUUGGGGAGGUUGGCCGAUCCACCCCUUCGAUUCCUCAGCCAGAUGCCACGAAGCCUCGAUCGCCCAGCCCCAUGAGAGCUGCAGCUCGGAACCGUGCCCUGUUGUCGGAAGCUAAUAGAUCUGUCAGUGCACCGGGCGUGGCUUCUGAGCUGCUGGCGCCGAAGAGGGCGCAGCUCGUCGCCUCAAAUGCUGCCGGCAAAGAGAAGACGGCGGCCGAGGACACGUUCAUCGCGCAGUCGAGGAAGCUGAGGGAGCGACAACAAGCCGAGGAAAGCCGGCUGUUGAUUGAUGAAGAGGAUGAGGAAGUACAGAGAUUGGACGAGUUUAUUGCACACUCCAACAUCGUGCCGCCGGCCCAGGAGAGCAUUCCUGCUCAAGUUGAAGCUGUCUACCGAGACAUCAACUCGAUGAUUGACACGCUUGGACUCAAUGCUCGCUCCGUGAUGGCCUUUAUCAAAGGCCAUACCGAUCAUCGUGAUCCAGACGAUUGGCUGUUUGGCGACCUGGAGGAAGGCCGAGUGCAGGACCUGCCCGACAAGCUCGAGGCCUGCCAAGAACUUGCCAGAGAUAUGCACCGCCUCCGAGCCAAGCAGGAGGAUCUGAAGCGGGUCAUCAUGACGCGACAAGCGCAGCAGAAUGAGCUGAGGCGGGAGUAUGCCAACUUUUCAAAGCUUCUCGCCGAAGCGGAAGAAGCACUGACCCUCCUCAAGACUCGCAUUGCAUCGAUUUCUGGCGCCUCUGGCAGAGGGGGCACAAACGUUCCCACCGUGGAGGCUGUGAUGAAGACCAUCACCAAGAUGACCAGCAUGGUUGAGAAGCGCAGCGGAGACAUUGACGUGUUGGAGACGCAACUGCGAAGGAUGCGGCUGGAGCCUUCCAGCAGAGAAGAGUCUCCUUUUCGGACACCGCAGUCAAGGCGAAGCAUCCUGCUUUCUCCGGAGGUGACGCCGGCUCGCAGCUUGCGCCAAAGCAUCUCGGGCAGCGUCAUCGGCUUUAGCAGGGAAGAAAAGGGAGAAUUGAUGGACAAGAGGGCCAAGCGACAGGCGGUGCUCGGGAGACUGAAGGAGAGCGUACAGAAGAAGGGCGUCAGUGUGUGGAACAUGGAAGACAUUGAGUAA
This is a messenger RNA of Trichoderma citrinoviride, 3951 nucleotides long. RefSeq lists its product as hypothetical. Gene Ontology annotation, cellular component: nuclear pore. The transcript has 12 exons. The record is from RefSeq and is a predicted model, not a curated record. Gene Ontology annotation, molecular function: structural constituent of nuclear pore; protein binding. Lineage: Eukaryota; Fungi; Ascomycota; Sordariomycetes; Hypocreales; Hypocreaceae. Gene Ontology annotation, biological process: protein import into nucleus; RNA export from nucleus. Bases 1 to 3951 code for a protein of 1316 amino acids.